CAAUCCUGCCUACCGAAACUAUCAGCAUAUAUUAAGAUGGCCUCUUUGAUCUCCAAGUCCUCUGUUGUCGCUGUGGCGCGCCCUCAGCGGGGCUGCGUGCGCCCAUGCGCUGUCCUAAAGCCUGCGACUAAGCCUGCCCCUGCGGCCGCUCCAGUACAAGCGAACAAGAUGAUGGUCUGGACUCCAGUGAACAACAAGAUGUUCGAGACUUUCUCCUACCUGCCGCCCCUGACCGAUGAGCAGAUCGCAGCUCAGGUUGACUACAUUGUCGCUAACGGCUGGAUUCCCUGCCUGGAGUUUGCUGAGGCGGAGAAGGCCUACGUGUCCAACGAGUCGACUGUGCGCUUCGGACCAGUGUCCUGUCUGUACUACGACAACCGCUACUGGACGAUGUGGAAGCUGCCCAUGUUCGGCUGCCGCGACCCCAUGCAGGUGCUUCGUGAGAUUGUCGCCUGCACCAAGGCCUUCCCUGACGCCUACGUGCGCCUGGUGGCCUUCGACAACAUCAAGCAGGUGCAAUGCAUGGGCUUCCUGGUGCAGCGUCCCAAGAGCGCGCGGGACUGGCAGCCCGUGGCUAAGCGCUCCGUGUAAGGAACAGCAGCCGUUAAGCAACAAGCUGGACACGUCUGCUUGUGCAAGCAUUUCUAGGGAAGAGAAGAAACAACUUUGUAGGUACUAGAAUGUGUUUUGUUAGGAUUUUUGGCUCGAAGUGUUAGUUUGAAGAGGUUAUAAGCCGCAGGGAUGUGCAUCAGCCAUCAUGCUGGCUGCUCGUUGAUGGUAGUCGAAGCUAUUAUUAUCGUAUGUACAAAGCGACGGGAUUCGAAGGACCUUAGCCUGCGCAGGAAUACUGUGCAGAUGGUUGUAUUUGCUGCCUGCCGCCCCAACUCAAAUGGGGCCGCCGGACAUCAGAUUAUAUUAUAUUUUACUUGGACGCUGGUGAGCUCGUGCGGCGUAGCAGUAGCUACAGCUGAAAGUUGUACAAGUGCGCAAUUGUGUAAUUUAGAACGCUA
Messenger RNA from Astrephomene gubernaculifera, 1010 nucleotides. Lineage: Eukaryota; Viridiplantae; Chlorophyta; Chlorophyceae; Chlamydomonadales; Astrephomenaceae. The record is from the annotation of a GenBank genome assembly.